AUGUUUAACACCAUCAAAGGAUAUAUAAUUGGGGAUAUAACUAGUUUUUAUAAAGAAAUAUUUCCUAACAUUUCGAAUCUAGAUAAAAAUUUAAAAGAAAAUCAAUUAAUUGAUCUUCCUUAUAGUAACAAUACAUUUGAAAAUAUUAAAUCAGGACAUGUUAACGUAAAUAUAUCUUCAAUUAAUUAUUCAUCAAAUAAAAUUCAAACAAAUUCAACAUCGAAUGUUUUAUCAUCAUCGAUUCAAGUAGGAACAUUUUCCGAUGAUUCAAAUUCAAAUUGUUUAACAAAAAAAGUUUUACAAAUUGAAAAAGAUCGACAAAAAAUUGAAGAAUAUUGA
Messenger RNA from Rotaria sp. Silwood1, 339 nucleotides. The record is from the annotation of a GenBank genome assembly. NCBI's taxonomy places the organism in Eukaryota, Metazoa, Rotifera, Eurotatoria, Philodinida, Philodinidae.